AUGAGACUCACGCACCCAUUCAUUCAGCUCUUGGCGCUGUGCGAGCUGACAUUGUCCUCACCAUGCAAGCCUUCUUCUCCGACUGCCAAUUCCAUUACCUCUACCAGUGCCUCCAGCUCUGGUCAUGCUGAGACGGCCAGUACAGACAUAUUGUCGACAACCUCCAUAACGACAGAGUCUGCUACAUUUACGGCCUUGUCUUCCAGUAUCCUUUCCGUAGGGACCGAGUCUGUCACAUCGACAACUGCGCCCUCAUCAGCUUCGGCUAUAGAAACAAAAACAGAAAUAGAAACAGAAUCGUCAACCAUAACCUCCUCUGAGACAACAACUAUUGCCGAAAGCGCCACGCUAUCUAAGCCCUCAGUCUCUACGACCUUAGCAGUAACUUCAAUUGAGACAUCAAUUAGUGAGGCACCCGCGACGACGACAUCUGUUAAGCAGCAAGCCACCAACUUAAUUCGCAACCCUGGUUUUGAAGACCCUACCUUUGCGCCCUGGAAGACAGAAAAGGUCGCAAAUCGCGGGUGGCUAUCAAUUCACAGCGAUACAUCUCGCCCAGGAUCACUCCAGUGCGGCGUUUUCGAUUCUUCAGUGCCGCCUACAGGACUCACGCGCAGGCUUAUCCAACCGUAUGACUGGUCCGUCACACAAGAUAUUGACCCUUCCAAGAUCACCGUCGGAAAAGAGUAUCGCUUUUCAAUUUUUCAAAAGACCACAGCGUCUAGUGCUUGUACGGUCCAGAGGUUGGGAUGUGGUGCAGGCCCAUCCGACGCUGGUUCGGGCUCGUUUGGGGGGCCCUUGGAUACAUGGGCUUUGGGAGCUGUUAGCUGCACUUGGAAUGAAGCUCAGCUUGAUGCUGGACCCUAUGUUUAUGUGAGCAUGAUUUGCGCUUCUGUGACUUUCUCUCUUGACGAUGCUGUUUUGAUAGAAAGAGAUGCAUCGCCGUAUUGA
Fusarium subglutinans is the source of this 951-nucleotide messenger RNA. RefSeq lists its product as uncharacterized. The record is from RefSeq and is a predicted model, not a curated record. The transcript has a single exon. Lineage: Eukaryota; Fungi; Ascomycota; Sordariomycetes; Hypocreales; Nectriaceae. The coding region runs from base 1 to 951 and encodes 316 amino acids.